CGGGCGGCCGCCAAACUUUUCCGAGGGUGCGGUGCAGAUCAGAUGACACUACGGGUGACAUGGCUAAAGUCAAAACAAUGCAUGAACUGAUGAGAAACAGCAUUGCCUUCUGAGAACAUUAGCUUCCUUGUUGCCGGAAAUCCUAAGCACAACUUUACUACCAAAAGAGACUCUGAUGUUUUGUGGUCAUUGAGCAGAGUUUGCAAGAAUGGAAAAGCAAAGGACCCCACUAGCUGCAUCUCAUAAAUAAUAAUUUCCAAGAUUCAGCUGAAUCGAAAAAAUAUUUCAGCCAUGGGAGAAAAUGCAAGCUUUUGGGAAAGUUUGAUAUAUGCACAUCCUACAUGUACCACCUGGAAGCAAGAGGCAGAGGGAUCUAUCUACCACCUAGCCAGUAUUCUCUUUGUUGUGGGCUUCAUGGGUGGAAGUGGAUUCUUUGGGCUUCUCUAUGUCUUCAGCUUACUUGGAUUAGGCUUUCUCUGCUCUUCGAUUUGGGCUUGGCUGGAUGUCUGUGCUGCUGAUAUAUUCUCCUGGAAUUUUAUACUGUUUGCCAUAUGCUUCGUCCAGUUCAUUUAUGUUACCUACCAAGUUCGGAGUGUUUCCUUUGACAGAGAAUUCCAGGAACUCUAUAGCUCUCUCUUCCAGCCUCUGGGAAUUUCCUUAACUGUCUACAGGAAGAUCGUCUUGUGCUGUGAGGCAGAAGUAGUUACCCUGGAGAAGGAACACUGUUAUGCCAUGCAGGGCAAAACACCUAUUGAUAAACUGUCCUUGCUUGUGUCAGGCAGGAUCAGAGUGACAGUUGAUGGGGAGUUUCUGCAUUACAUUUUUCCUCUUCAAUUUCUGGAUUCUCCUGAAUGGGAUUCCCUGAGGCCCACAGAAGAGGGAAUUUUCCAGGUAACUCUUACAGCAGAGACAGAUUGUCGGUACGUGGCCUGGAGGAGAAAGAAGCUGUAUCUGCUGUUCGCUAAACACCGUUUCAUCUCCCGCCUGUUCUCAAUUUUAAUUGGGAGAGACAUUGCUGAAAAACUCUAUGCCUUGAAUGACAGAGUGCACAUGGGGAAAGGCUUUAGGUAUGACAUUCGGUUACCAAACUUCUACCAUGUUGCACUGCCAGAGACCCCUACACUGCAGCCCUCCUACCACCUACAGAGAAGGUCCCCUCGGCGCAAGCCCGUGGGGGUUACAAACUGCAGCCCCUUCAGUCCACGGUCCUAGGAAGCAAAACUCUGCGGCAGCCGUUCCCAGAGUGAAGAAGGGAAAUGUGAAGUGUGAAGCGGAAGGGCAGAAAGACGAAGCAGAAUGAGACCCAGUCAUGCCAAAUUUGACUGACAAGUGCCAUUUACUUUCAUUGGAGUAGCUUGAAUUCUUCUUCUCUCUAGAGCCAGCGGGUUGGCUUCUGUGUUUUGACUGUUUGUGCAAUGUGUUUAGUUUCCGUUGAUUCUUUUGUUGAUGUUCAUCUCUGUACUUUUAGAGGAAAACAAAUCAUAACAGGCUGAAGUUUUACUGUAACUGCUGUGGCCUCUGUGUUGUGGUUUGGUUUUUCUUUAAAAAAAACCAAACCAC
Messenger RNA from Neopsephotus bourkii (Bourke's parrot), 1560 nucleotides. It is a transcript of the gene POPDC3, whose product is annotated as popeye domain containing 3. The coding region runs from base 292 to 1212 and encodes 306 amino acids. Gene Ontology annotation, cellular component: sarcolemma. Gene Ontology annotation, molecular function: cAMP binding. The record is from RefSeq and is a predicted model, not a curated record. The transcript has 4 exons. NCBI's taxonomy places the organism in Eukaryota, Metazoa, Chordata, Aves, Psittaciformes, Psittacidae.